Messenger RNA from Glycine soja, 1432 nucleotides. Its product is annotated as ran guanine nucleotide release factor-like. Gene Ontology annotation, biological process: protein import into nucleus. Bases 290 to 886 code for a protein of 198 amino acids. Gene Ontology annotation, molecular function: guanyl-nucleotide exchange factor activity; small GTPase binding. Gene Ontology annotation, cellular component: nucleus. The record is from RefSeq and is a predicted model, not a curated record. Lineage: Eukaryota; Viridiplantae; Streptophyta; Magnoliopsida; Fabales; Fabaceae. The transcript has 8 exons.
AUGCACCGUUCUGAAUAAAAAGGAGGAAAAGGAUAAAGCUUUCUCAACCAGUUUUUCUAAAUUUCCAAUUCUAAUUUCUAAAUAAAUGGAAGAAAAGGAUAAUAAAGCUUAAAUCUCAAGCAGUAUUGUCAUUAAGGAGAAAGCUUAAAUUUCAAGCAGUUAUUGUCAGCAACGAAAAGGUUUAAAUAGUGACAGAACAUACUAGAGCUUCAUCCGUUGCUAGUUGCACUCGCGUACCUCGAUUCCUCCCAGGGUGGUGCUGUUUCGUGUUCUUUUUAUUGGCGGUAAAAUGCCAGAAGAUAUUGUUUACCAACACCCUUUGUUUGGUGGCAAGAUAUCUAGCACAUUCCCCCACAGAUUCCAGGAUGUCAGCAGCAUUCGACAAGUCCCUGAUCAUCAGGAGGUGUUUGCGGACCCGAGCCGUGAUGAAAGCUUGAUCUUUGAGCUUUUAGAAUUCAAGCCUGAUGUUGCUGAUAAUGGGAGUGCUGGGUGGUUUCUUCAAGACCUUGCUAGUGAACAGGAUGCUGAAGGAAGUGUGGUUAUUGAGCAGUCAGGAGUUCUUGAAGCACCUGGUUUGAUGUACAACAAUACGCCUGCAGUUGUAACAACUGCAGUGGGUCAAAUGGCAAUUUCUAAAGGACGGCAAGGAAGGGAAGCACAAAAUAUUGUGAAAGUUUAUUUGGCAAAUUUGCGUCUUAGAGGAGUUGAUACUGAUGUACUAGUCUCUGCAUAUGAGCCCAUUGUUAUAAACCCUUUGAGUGAAAGUGCAGACACAGUUGGUGCUGGUGUAGCUGUUCCAGCUGCUCAAGCCGGAUGCAUGCCCAUGGAUGAGGUCUUUAAACUUGCUGUUACAAGCUUCAGGGUUCAUGACUGGGGUCUUUUUUGAUGCAAAGACCAUGCUAGGAGCAAGUUAAUGCUCAACUAUGUGGAGUUCAGGCUUAAAAUUUUUUAUUUGAGUAACAUUUGGAAAAGUAGGGGAAAUCCCAUUUUGAUCACUGUAUAUUCCUCGUGUUUUCUUUCUUGGUCCAUAAGUACUCUUUUAUUUUUGGCAUUUGGUCAUAUUUCAUCUAGUUAUUAACUUACUAGGAUUGUCACUAGUUACUUGAGAAUAAUGUGUUUGGAAAUGUCAGUGACUUUUUUCCUUCUACAAGGUGCUGGAUUGCUGUUUUUAAUAAUAGUUCACUUUUGAUGUUGCUUUAUACCCAGCAAUCUGGGACAGAAACAACGUGCUUCCUGGAAGCUCUGUGAUUACUUGCAGCAUGAAAGGGCCAUAGCCCCCAGCUUGUACGUGGUAGGGUUAUGUAUUAUUGAGUUUUGGUAGACAGAGUAGUUAUAGACAAAAUGAUGAAAUGCUUGAAGAGACUUCUAGACAGAGCAUUGCCUACUAUAGACUUUCAAAUCAAUAGGUGACAGACAUAUGUUUCGUGCUAGA